Molecule: messenger RNA, 670 nt
Organism: Acanthisitta chloris (rifleman)
Lineage: Eukaryota; Metazoa; Chordata; Aves; Passeriformes; Acanthisittidae
Product: geminin-like
Exons: 6
Biological process (GO): negative regulation of cell cycle; negative regulation of DNA replication
Cellular component (GO): nucleus
Source: RefSeq, a predicted model, not a curated record
UGGUCCUUUGAAUUCCAAAAUGAGCGCGGAGGCAUCAUCAGGAGUUUCGGAGAAGUACCUCACAGAUAACACAGGAGCUGCUGACCAGAGACGGAUUCUUAAAAUGAUUCAGCCUUCAGCAGCAGGUAGCCUGGUUGGCAGACGUAAUGAGAAGAAAUCUUCAGUCAGAAGGCAACUCUGGAAUAACAAGUUUACCUCAAAGGCUUGUAAAGCUGAGGUGUCUGUGGACAAGCAAGAAAAUGAGAAUGAUAUCAUUCAAGCUGCAGAUCUCAUGAAAGGAAGUCCUUCACCUCAGUAUUGGAAAGAAGUGGCUGAAGAAAGGAGGAAGGCUCUGUAUGAAGUGCUUCAAGAAAAUGAAAAGUUGCACAAGGAGAUAGAACAGAAGGACACUGAAAUUGCUCGCCUAAGAGAAGAAAACGAAGAGCUCAUGGCCCUCGCUGAGCAUGUGCAUUACAUGACCAGUGUGAUUGAGAGACUAACUGGGCAAGCACCUGACAAUCUUGAGACACUGGAGAGUCUGGCUCUAGAGGAACCCAAACAAGAAGAGCAUAACUGUGGAGAUGAAGCAGACAGCUCUUCUGAAGGAGGGCCAUCACAAGUGCCCUCUGGCUUAGGGGAGAAUGUAUCAGGUCUUGCUUCAAAGGAAGCAAACCAUUUGCAACUGGAAUGA